Molecule: messenger RNA, 2199 nt
Organism: Toxotes jaculatrix (banded archerfish)
Lineage: Eukaryota; Metazoa; Chordata; Actinopteri; Toxotidae
Product: E3 ubiquitin-protein ligase TRIM21-like
Exons: 2
Coding region: 126-1769 (547 amino acids)
Molecular function (GO): zinc ion binding; protein binding
Source: RefSeq, a predicted model, not a curated record
AGAAAGUGAAAGUUCAUCAGAGCGACAGCAGAGCUGCAGUCGAGACAAAUCUCUGUGUUUCUGUCUGAAAUUAAACCGAGUUCAUCAGGAUAUUCUCAACAACGGCUCAAAUACUGUGUGUGGACAUGUCUGCAGCCAGCAACCUGCGAUCUGAAAACCAGUUCCUGUGCUCCAUCUGUCUGGAUGUGUUCACUGAUCCAGUCUCCACACCAUGUGGACACAACUUCUGCAAACACUGCAUCACUCAGCACUGGGACAUGAAUGUCCCGUCCCAGUGUCCCCUGUGUAAAGAGGUUUUCUACAUAAAACCAGAGCUGAGGGUCAAUACUUUCAUCUCUGAGAUGGUGGCUCAGUUCAGACAGGAAGCUCAACAGGAAGCCAGCAGCAGCAGCUCAGAGCAACAAGUUUCCAAACCAGGAGAAGUUCCCUGUGACGUCUGCACUGGAACCAAACUGAAGGCCCUGAAGUCCUGCCUGGUGUGUCUGACCUCCUACUGUGAGACUCACCUGGAGCCUCAUCUGACGGCUUCACGUCUGAAAAGACAUCAGCUGAUGGACCCUGUGGACAACCUGGAAGACAGGAUGUGUAGGAAGCACGACAAACCUCUGGAUCUGUUCUGUAAGACCGACCAGACAUGUAUCUGUGUGCUCUGCUCUGUGUUAGACCACAAGACACAUGAGUUUGUUCCUGUGAAAGAAGAAUAUGAAGGAAAGAAGGCAGAGCUGGGGAAGACAGAGGCUGAGAUUCAGCAGAUGAUCCAGGAGAGACGACUGAAGAUUCAGGAGAUCAAACAGUCAGUGGACUUCAGCAAGGAAAAGGCAGAGAGUAAGAUCGCAGAAGGUGUUCGAGUCUUCACAGCUCUCAUGGAGUCUGUUCAGAGAAGCUUGAAUAAGCUCAUUGAGGAGAUGGAAGAGAAACAGAAAAGCACAGAGAAACAGGCUGAAGGCUUCAUCACAGAGCUGGAACAGGAAAUCUGGGAGCUGAAGAAGAGAAGCUCUGAGGUGGAGCAGCUCUCACUCUCUGAAGACCACCUCCACCUCCUCCAAAACUUCACAUCCCUGAAAGCUGCUCCACCCACCAAGGACUGGACAGAGGUCAGAGUCCGUCCACCAUCAUAUGAGGGGACUGUGGUGAAAGCUGUGGCUCUGCUGGAGGAGACGCUCAGUCAAGACAUGAAGAAGCUGUUUGAGGCUGAGCUGAAGAGGGUCCAGCAGUAUGCAGUGGAUGUGACUCUUGAUCCUGAUACAGCUCAUCCUAAACUCAUCCUGUCUGAUGAUGGGAAACAAGUAAAUCAUGGUGAUGUAAAGAAAAAACUGCCAAACAGCCCUGAGAGAUUUUCUAUGUGUCCAUGUGUCUUAGGAAAACAGAGUUUCUCUUCAGGCAGAUUUUACUUUGAGGUUCAGGUGAAAGGGAAGAUAAAAUGGGAUUUAGGAGUGGCCAGAGAGUCGAUCAGCAGGAAGGGAGACGUCACACUGAGUCCCAAACAUGGUUACUGGACUAUAAUUCUGAGAAACAGAAAUGAGUAUGAAGCUCUUGUUGACCCCUCAGUCCGUCUGUCUCUGAAGUCUCAGCCUGAGAAUGUGGGGGUGUUUGUGGAUUAUGAGGAGGGUCUGGUCUCCUUUUAUGACGUAGAUGCUGCAGCUCUCAUCUUCUCCUUUACUGGCUGCUCCUUCACUGAGAAACUCCACCCAUACUUCAGUCCCUGUAACAAUGAUGGUGGUAAAAACUCCGCCCCUUUGAUCAUCUUUCCUGUCAAUCAAACUGCCUGAUCUUUGUUGUGAUGACGCUUCCAUGAAUAUACAAAUUAAAUUAAUCUUUACAAUUUAAACCCACAGUGUAAAUUUACAUCAGAAAAGUUCUUAUGUAAAAAAACUUAUGCAGUUUCUUCAUUUGUAAUUGGGAGUUUGUCCGUAACCAAAGAAUUUUAAUAAAGUUUUUUCUGAUUCUGAUUCUGUAACAUGGAAGUGGACAAAAUAACCAAACAAUGAAAAACAGAUUUUUCUUUGAAUGAAAUGAUUUACUUAGAUUCAAGGGAACAAAUGUUCACAUUCAGUGCUUAUGUUGAGUGUAAACCUGUUUUAAUUGAUAAUUAAUUGCAUUAUAAUUACUGCAGCCGUGCUUUCCAGACUCAUUCAUUAAAGUACGUUGGUUUUGAAUCCUUUGCUUGUUUUCUUCAUAGUUUCUAAAAAUUCUAUAUAA